AUGAAGAAGUUCACGUUCAAAGGCGUUUUGGACGGUAUACGGUCCUCAGUGGCGCCGCAGAUCAAACCAGAUCAGGAAAUCGUCGAGACGCUCCGGCCCGACUACUUCCAGGUGGCCAAGACGUUUCGUCAUGGUUUUCCGUACCAGCCGACUGCUCUUGCAUUUGACCCCAUACAACGGUUGUUGGCCAUUGGCACCAAAAACGGAUCUUUACGAAUAAUUGGAAGGCCUGGAGUGGAUGCACAGGUUCGACACGAAUUAGAGGCGGCCGUCGUUCAGGUGGAGUUUCUGAUGAACGAAGGAGCGUUAAUCACGGUAACCGCUGACGAUAGUUUACACCUAUGGAAUUUCAGACAAAAAAGAGCUGACGUUGUCCACAGCUUAAAAUUUCAACGAGAAAGAAUUACAGUUAUACACCUCCCACUCCGUAGCAAGUGGCUGUACGUGGGUUCGGAAAGGGGCAAUGUACAUUUCGUCAACGUCGAGACGUUUACCCUUUCCGGCUACAUAAUAAACUGGAACAAAGCCAUCGAAGUGACCAGACCCACCCAUCCAGGACCCAUCGUGCACCUGAGCGAUAAUCCUGCAGAUUCCAGCAAGCUGCUCAUUGGCUUCGAGACUGGUCUGAUGGUGUUGUGGGACCUGAAGACAAAGAAACCCGAAUGCCGCUGGCAAUGGGGCGACUCGCUCAAGUCUAUAGAUUGGCAUUUCGAAGGAAAACAGUUUACGUGCAGUCACAACGAUGGCAGUCUAACCACGUGGAAUGUCAAGCCGUCAACAAAACCAGCAAAUAUAAUUUAUCCUCACGCAAAAAACAAAACGGAAUCAUGCAAGCCUAUUCAAAAAGUCGAGUGGAAAUCAUCGAAAUCCGGCGAAUCGUAUUUGAUAUUUUCCGGAGGGUUGACCGCCGAUACUGCUGGCCGCGUGCCCAGCAUAACGAUCAUGCACGGCAAAACGACUACCGUUCUCGAAAUGGACCACAACAUCGUCGACUUCGUUACGCUGUGCGAAAGUCCUUACAACAGCGACGUCCAAGAGCCGUACGCCGUAGCGGUGCUCAUGCAAAACGACCUGGUGCUGAUCGACCUGCUCAGCUCGGGAUAUCCGUGUUUCGAGAACCCACACCCGAUGGACAUUCACGAGUCACCCGUGUCGUGCGUCCAUUACAUCGCCGACUGCCCGUCAGACUUGAUACCGGCAUUCUAUUCGGUCGGUUCGAGGUCCGCGUCUAAGAGGACCGGCUAUAGCGAGAACAAGUGGCCCAUCGCCGGCGGUGAGUGGAGCCCGACGUCCUGCAGCUACAACGAGAUCAUUCUCACCGGACACACGGACGGCAGCGUACGGUUUUGGGACGCGAGUGCCGGCAGUCUGCAAGUGCUGUACAAACUGAAAACCGCCAAGGUGUUCGAAAAGGCCAGGUCAAAAUCGCUGGAAGGCGGUGACGAAGAUCAAUUUUCCGUGCAACUGUUGUCGUUCUGUCCGGAGAGCAGGAAAUUAGCCGUUGCCGGCAUCUCGUCGUACGUCGUGCUAUUCAAAUUCCGCAAACUCGAGUCCACGUUCGAAACCACGACACUCGAUAUACCUAUAUACUCGGAGAGCCUGGACGAGGCGGCCGAAAGCUCGCCCGAAGAAGCGCCGUCGAAACCACCGGGAGCGUCCGACGAAAGCACCGCGCUGGUCAAGGUCCGGACAGGGCCCCAGAAGAAACCGCCAGGCUUCCAGGCCUGUCUGGCGUGCGUGACGCCCUCCGCCAACGGCGAACCUCCCGGUCAGAUCACCGCGCUCACGAUUAAUUCAUCGUACGGACUGCUUGCCUACGGUCUGGACAACGGUAUUGUGAUAGUAGACUUUAUACAAAAAUGUGUUCUCCUAAACAUCAGCACUGCCGACAUGUACGGCAGUGCGGACCCGUACCAAAGGGCUCCUAGGUCGCCGAAACGAACGACCGCCUUGAGCGAGACCAGCGACGGCGAACGGUGCCGGUCCCCCAGUAUCGAUCAGGGCCUCGAAGACGAAGCCGAGGAACUGGAAGAACUCAGCAAACUGGCCCUGAGCCCGGUCGGCGUGUACUCGACCCAGGUGUCGCCGAACCCCGCCAACCCGGAUUGGCUGGACGACGUGACCGAGCGAGCGGAAGAGGCGCUCGUCCUGAUCCCGGCCGCGGCGCCGGAACCCGGGGAACCGGUGGAACCGGGAGAACCGCCUCCGCCGCAGCAGCCCACGGCGGUGACCGUGGCUUCUUCGGAACCGGCCACCCCUGCGCCGGUCAAGGGCAACGGCCGUCGGACCAGUCACUCGUGGCGAGGCCUGAAGAAACAGCUGAGUCGCGUCGACUUGAGACUGAAGAAUACGUUUAACGCGACGCCCGCCAAGAACAAGGCGUCCACGUUCUAUGGCACCGGCGAACAACCGGAAACCGACGAAGCCGGAAGCGUCGGCACGACCACAACCACCACCACCACCUCCACCACCACCUCCACCACCACCAACUCUGCUACCACCACGUUCACGACCACCACGGCCACGACCACCGCUACCACCGGCCGUCUACCUCAAAUCAUAACCGAAACUGAUGGCCAAGAGCAUCGGCUAGACGGCGGUGGCACGCAGUCGGCGGCCCGCGACCAGUCGUCCACCUCGGCCGCGGCCACCAGACCCACGGAGCUCAAGCUGUUCGACCGCGAUGGCAAGCCCAUUAAACCCCCCCGGUCAACCAAAGAGCACCGGAAACGGACGUCGCUGGACAAGCAGGGCAACCUGACCGCGGGGUCGUCGCGGGACGCCCGACUCUUGUCCGUGCCCAACAUCAAGUACAGCCAAAGGGACCCAAAACAUAACCGGUCGAACAACCAAGCGUUCAUCAACCUCAUUAAACGACUAAACAAGUUGGACAGCUCGUUCUCCAGAUCGCGGAGUUCUAGCAUGUCGAGCUUAGACAACAUCACCACGGAGUCGAUACAGUGUUUGACGUUCGGCGAUUCGUACACGAAGAAAUCCGAUCCGUCUAACUUCCCGACCCUCUGGAUAGGCACCAGCGUGGGAUCGGUGCUCACCAUAAUGAUCAAUCUACCACCCUCCGGAGAGCCCAGGACCACGCAGCCCGUAACCGUCGCUCCUUGUGGUACGAUAUUCAGACUGAAGGGCGGAGUGCUUACCAUGUCGUUCUUGGACUGCAACGGCGCAUUAAUACCCUACGCGUACGAAGCGUGGAGAGACGAAGGCCGAGACAAACAAAAAACGCCGACCAAAAACUCGAGCGGGCUGAACCGCAUGUCGCCGGCACUGACGGGGAGCUCGGAGAGCGUGUCCAGUAACCCCGGCGGUGGCGGAGGCGUUGGCGGUUCGGGCUCCACGCAGCUCCAGCAACAGUCGCAGGUAUCGUGCGACCGGCAGUUCGUGACCAUCGUCAGCGAGAAACAGGUCAGGGUGGUGGCCCUGCCGUCGCAAAACUGCGUCUCCAAACAUGUGAUACCCGACGCCGACUUCAUGGUCAAAUCCGAAGUCAUAUCCAUGAAAGAUAGCGUAUGCCUGGCGUGUUACAUAUCCAACGGCCACAUAAACAUCUACAGCCUGCCGAGUCUCAAGGUGCUGGUGGACGUCGACUUCCUGGCGCUCUCCGAUCUGAGAAUUGCCAAGACGUUUUGCUUCAGUAAUCGGGGACAUGGACUGUUUUUGAACACGCCGUCAGAGGUGCAGAGAUUUUCCGUUUCCACCGAAUUCUGCCAAAGUCUACCGGAAAUGAUGGGUGAACUGUUCCAACCGCACGAGAUGCCCGAACCGCCUAAGCAAAGUUUCUUCAUUGGACUCUUUGGAGGUGGCUCUAGAUCCAUCGACCGUGAAGAACUGUUCGGCGAGUCCACCAGCGGUAAAGCACCGAAACUAGUGGCCAAACUCGUACCCGGCCCGUCGGCCCAACUGGACGCGUUGGGAAACCGGGCGAGCACGGCGGCCAGCGAGAUAUCGAGAGCCCAUCUAUUGGCCGUGGAACGUGGCGAGAAGCUAAGCAACCUGGAGGACCGCACCGCCAGGAUGAUGAACGAAGCCGAACAGUUUUCCUCCAACGCCCGAGAGCUGAUGAUGAAGAACAGGGACAAACGAUGGUAUCAACUGUAG
Molecule: messenger RNA, 4113 nt
Organism: Macrosiphum euphorbiae (potato aphid)
Lineage: Eukaryota; Metazoa; Arthropoda; Insecta; Hemiptera; Aphididae
Source: the annotation of a GenBank genome assembly